Lethenteron reissneri (Far Eastern brook lamprey) is the source of this 1305-nucleotide messenger RNA. It is a transcript of the gene FBXO47, whose product is annotated as F-box protein 47. NCBI's taxonomy places the organism in Eukaryota, Metazoa, Chordata, Hyperoartia, Petromyzontiformes, Petromyzontidae. The record is from RefSeq and is a predicted model, not a curated record.
AUGGAGGGCGUCAAGCGGACAAACGCGGUGAACAAGGUGAGCUGUGCGCUGAACGGAGACUGCAGAAAGAGCCGGAGCAGUAGCCGGUUGCAGGAAAAGAGAAAUGCCCUGGCUGAAGCUAAUCUUGGCCCACAAUUCGGCCCCAUUGGUACCCUGUGCAUUCUACCCACAGAAAUGCUGCACAAAGUCUUCAGCUACCUAGAAGAGAUCCUGGAAUACAUGGUCAUACCGUCCACGUGCAACAGGCUACUCUUCGACAUGUUCCACUUGGGGACUGAGCCAAGAAUGCUGCUGAAGCGUGCAACGCUCUUAAAGCCGACAAAGGAGAGGCUCAAGAUCCUGCACAAUUUCACUUGCAUGAUUCGUUGCUUUAAAUAUGGUGAAUGUGCAAAUUCCUUGACAUGCUCGGGAUUUGUUCGUUUCGGGAAACUCCUGCAGACCUUGAUAGCUGGCUGGGAGGAGAUGGAGUGUCACAGAGUAUUCAAAUACGUCAGCGACAGGAUGCAUCUAGACUACAAGAUGAAAGCAAUAUUAAGCUUUCAACCAGGGAAAGCAAAGCAGCUUGAGAUGGAGGUGAAGUGCGUAUGCCGGCGGGUGCUGCUGGACCCGUGCCUGUUUCACUCCGAGCGUCUCUUCUGGCUGGGCCAGAUCCUGAAGCCUUGGCCACUAGUCAGCCAGGCGCGUCUGCUCUUCGUGAUAUACGGGCCCUACUGCGAACACGAAGGUCGUGUGCUGUGGGAGCGUACGCUGGUGAAGAAUCCCGCGCGCGACACUUCUCUGCGCGACCUCGGCUCCGUCGUUCGAAACCUGGGGGCCUCCAACGCUACCAACUGGAACGAUUCUGACGUCAUGAGCAUCAUCGGAGAGAUUUCCGUGUUACCAAACAAAUGGAACGCGGAGAAUUUUGCCCGAUUCCUCAUUCUGUGCGGGGAGAGGGUCUGCACCAUGAUGCUGAGCAGCAGAGCCGUGAACCGACACUUCCCACAGCUCGCCAACCUCGUCGUCUUCAUGUCAGUCGUAUGUGAGAAGGACGGCUACAAGAUGGCCUGGCUGGCGAACACCGUGAAGAAAAUCUGCUGCACCAUUGACAACCAGUCAGACGUGCAGCAGCUGCUGCACAGCAUCGUUCGCAUCUACAAGGAGGUCAUCGUGCAGCUCAUCCACUCGCUCACGGAUAUCCCGCACCAAGAAUUGGAGUUGAACUCUGUCAUUAACGCUCAAGGUUGCUUCCUCAGGGAGAUCAUGUGCCUCGCCUUCUCCCCUGUCCUGGUGACCCUCACGCUCCAAGCACCACAGGAGAUCUAG